AGGUGAUGCGGCACAACAGGAAGCGAAACACAGAGAAGCAGAAAUGAGAAACAGCAUCUUAGCCCAAGUUCUGGAUCAGUCAGCCCGGGCCCGGUUAAGUAAUUUAGCACUUGUAAAGCCGGAAAAAACUAAAGGAGUAGAGAAUUACCUUAUACAGAUGGCAAGAUACGGACAACUAAAUGGAAAGGUAACAGAACAAGGUUUAAUAGAGAUCCUUGAAAAAGUAAGCCAACAAACAGAAAAGAAAACUACAGUUAAAUUCAACAGGAGAAAAGUAAUGGACUCUGAUGAAGAUGAUGACGAUUAUUGAACUUAAGAUGCUUAGACACUGGAACUUAAUGGACAAUUCCAGACAAUAAUACUUGGCAGUUAAGAUCUGAUUGAAUGUUUACUUUGUUUAUUGUUUAUAUACCUUUAGAAAAAUAAACUUGUUAUGUAAAAUAAAA
Miniopterus natalensis is the source of this 446-nucleotide messenger RNA. The record is from RefSeq and is a predicted model, not a curated record. Lineage: Eukaryota; Metazoa; Chordata; Mammalia; Chiroptera; Miniopteridae.